Messenger RNA from Triticum turgidum subsp. durum (durum wheat), 1371 nucleotides. The record is from the annotation of a GenBank genome assembly. NCBI's taxonomy places the organism in Eukaryota, Viridiplantae, Streptophyta, Magnoliopsida, Poales, Poaceae.
AUGGCGGAGACGGCGCCGGCGACGCCGCUGGACAUCCACGAGAUCCCCUUCGCCGACCUCCUCCUCCUCCUGCUCUCGCCGGAAGCGGCAGCAGCGGGCGACGCCGAUGGCCGGCGGCGCCGCCUCCUGGCCACCGUCUGGGCCGCGCUCGGCCCGGGCGGCGCCGGCCUGCUGGCCGUCUCCGGUGUCCCGCGCGCCGCCGCCCUCCGCCGCCGGCUCCUCCCCCUGGCCCGCCGCCUCGCCCUCAUGGAUAACCCUUCCCGCGCCCGCCUCCUCAAGAAGCACGGAUUGGGCAGCGACGUUCCCCUCAAGAAGCCCGACAGGUCCGUCUCCUCCUUCGCGCAGCUCCUAAGGCAUGACCAUGAUUCAGGCAAGCUCCACUCCCCGGAGUCGACCACUGAAACCACCGGAGGCAUGGAGGUAAUCGCCGGUGUUGACGGAUUUGGGGAGAACAAGGGUGGUGAUGAUGGUGAUGAUAUUGAGAACCUUGGUGAGCUUUUCAAGGAGCUGGGUCUGUGCAUGAUGGAGCUUGGCAUCUUGGUUGCCCGGGCCUGCGACAUUGUUAUCGGUGGCAAUCAGCUGGAGCAGAGCAUUACCGACUUUGGGAGCGCAAAGGCGAGGCUCAUCCAUUACCACUCCGAGUUGGAUAGCAGGAUUAUCAAGGAGAGGAGCAGCACAAAGAGGAAAAGCUUGGUAAAUAAUGCAGCAGCAGCAGCAGCAAGACCUGUAUCAGAUCACAUGGAUACAGGUCAAAUGCCAGGAUCAGAAGAUGGAUCCUGUCUCAAAUCAGCAGAAGAAAAUAGUUUGAUUUCUCUUGUGAACUUAUGGCAAGAGUGGCACUACGACUACGGAGUGCUGACAGUCUUAACGGCGCCACUAUUCUUGUGCUCUGCUCUCGGACAGGAAUGCCCGGUCAGCGAAGAAUGCUCUCUUCCUGAUGGGCACUCACACCUGCAGCUCUUCGAUAAAAGGAGGAUAUUCUCGGUGAGAUGCUCCCAGGAGAGCUUCAUUGUUCAGGUUGGGGAGGCAGCAGGCAUCCUGUCAAGGGGGAAGCUGAGAUCUACGCUUCAUGCUGUCAGUAGACCUUUAGGCUUGCCAAACAUAAGCCGGGAGACUUUCGUAGUCUUCCUACAGCCGUCUUGGGACAAAACUCUGCCUUUCUCGGGUUACUCUUCUGCCGAUGAAGAAGAUGGUUCAAGUGAUCACAUGGAAUCAGCCGGGUCUUGUGGUGAACAUACAUUGAUGCAAGAAAUUCUGAAGAAAAUCCCCCCGCUGUCGUCAAGGCUGAAAGAAGGCAUGACGUUUGCAGAGUUUUCUAGGCAGACAACGAAACGGUAUUAUGGUGGUGGAGGCAUCCAACAGAACAGUUAA